Acanthoscelides obtectus is the source of this 7049-nucleotide messenger RNA. NCBI's taxonomy places the organism in Eukaryota, Metazoa, Arthropoda, Insecta, Coleoptera, Chrysomelidae. The record is from the annotation of a GenBank genome assembly.
AAUUGGGUAUGUUUUAUAGAACAUUUGUUUUGAAUUUCUCAAUUUCUCAAAUUGAAUACAAGAUAAAAUUUGAACUCAGCAACGUUGUCGGUUUUAUGAAACUUAGAGAAUUCUCUGCUGGUUCAACUGCUUGCUGUCAAAUUGCACACAGUUGUUUGUACAGAAGGUAUACUACCGAAAAGACAAAAUUGGUACUUAAGAACAAACGUGAAGUCAAAAUUGUUCAUUUACCAUAAAUCGGUGAAAUCAGUAAAAAAAAGUUUUAGCAAAUUGACAACCUUUUUGACAAAAGUAGACGGCACGUAUACGGUAGAUAUCGGAGAUGAGGCAACAGUGCAUCGUUUAUAUUUGACAUCAUUGACAGUUUGUUGUCAUGUCCCAUGUCGUUUUGUCAUGUGCAUAUGCUUAUUGUUUUGUGAUGUGUUCGUCAUUAGUGUCAUUACGGUUUUUGCUGUAGUUUUUUUCUUGUUCGUGGUGUUUGGUUUUCAACGGAUCCAGUAAAUUUUUCCUCUGCACCCAAUUAAAGUAAUAAAAUGGCUGUGUUAGCAGCAGCCCAGCUCUUGGAUGAGCUCAUGGGCAGGAAUCGAAACGUUGCUCCUAAUGAAAAAGUUAAAGAGCUCAACUGGGAAGAUCCAGAGUAUUGUAAGUACUUUAUGGUGAAGUUUUGCCCUCAUGAUCUGUUUGUGAAUACUAGAGCAGAUUUGGGUCACUGUCCCAAGGUCCAUGAUGAGGAAAUUAAAAAACUUUUCAUGAAUGCUAAGCCUACUCAUCAUAGGAAAGUACAGUAUCAAGAAGACUUUCUCCGUUUCUGUGUAUCCAUGAUGAAUGAUGUGGAGAGAAAAAUUGUAAAAGGAAAGCAGAGGCUUGCUUUAAGUGGGAAGGCUAAUGAAAUUCCUGCUUCCUCACCUGCUCAAACAGAAAAAAAUGAAGAACAAAUUAACCUUUUAAAUGAGAGAAUAAAUGGGUUAGAGGCUGAAGCUGAACAAGCAGGGACAGAGGGCAAUGUUGAGCAAGCCCAAGGUCUAAUGAAACUAUGUGAUCAGCUCAAAGAAGAGCGGGAAAAUCUUAAGAAGCAGGUUGAAAAUGGUCAUUGGAACGCAACAGCUGAGAUGGCAGCAGCCCAAGAAAAACAGAUGGAAGUCUGUCAAGUAUGUGGAGCAUUUCUAAUUGUUGGUGAUGCUCAGCAACGAAUAGAAGACCAUUUGAUGGGAAAACAGCAUAUGGGUUUUGCUAGGCUGAGGGCUUCAAUAGAUGAGGUAACAUCAUUGGUGAAGACUGCUAAAAAAGAUAGAGAUGCAGUAAGGGGAGGUUUGGGGGCAAACUUUGAGAGGGACCGUGAGCGUGAUAGAGAAAGAGAAAAAAGGAGAGAAAAAGAUCGAGAUAAAGAAAAGGAGAAGAGGGAAAAAGACAAAGAUAGGAAUGGAGAUAGAGAUAAGGAAAAAGAGCGAGAACGUGAUAGAGAAAAGAGGGAGAAAGAUAAGGAUAGGAGGACAGUCGAUAGAGGUGAUAGGUAUGAGAAGGACGUGGAGAGAGAUAGGGAAUCCCGUAAGGAUAGAGAUAGAGGACGUGAUCGAGACAAAAAUAGGGAGAGAGAGAGAAGUUUAGAUAGGGAAAGGAAGCGGCGUUCUAUUGAACGAUCUCGAAAUCCUGGUCGCCAUCACCAUCGACAUCACCGUCGCCGUUAAAAAUGACCAGUAAGAUCAACCAACAUAGGUAGGUGUCUUUCCACAUAACAUAAUUGAACCAUUUUCUCUUUCAGCAUACCAGGUUAGUACAAUACAUACAUGUAUGAGUGGGCUUUUUUGUUUUAUGUACAUUGAUGAGUUAGAAAAAAUAAGUUUUUCUAUUUUGAUAUUUGUUUUUCAGGUGAAUUUGAUUUUUAUAUAACUUUAUAUUGGAUAUUGAUUCCAGUGAUUUUCCUAACAAGUGCGGAAAGUCAUACAUUUCAUUUAUAUUAACAAUGACACACCGGAUGACAUUUUUAAGAACUGAAAUGCGUGCGGAAAAGUGGGACUAUUAGCAAGUUCGUAGAAAAAAGUAAAUUUUAGAUAUACUUCUAAUAAAUCAGUGUGACACGUUUUGCUGUUGGUGGGGAUCACUGUCAGUACCUGUUUUCUAACUGCACAAAUCUAAGUCUUCCAUAUCUAUUUAGUUACUGUUAAUUUGCUAUAUUAAUUCCAGGGUGUCAUAGUGGCCCUAAAAUGCAAUUAAUUUCAUCCUGUAUUAUGUAUACUCUAUUUCACGACUAUCCAUCUCGGUAGAAUUACAGCUGAUUAUCUAGUAAUAUCUCAGAAUUCCCCAUAUCGGCACAGGAUAUAUAAUUCUGACGGAUCCGUAAACGCCAGGUAGACAGAACCGAAUGUUGUUUUGGCUUUUUGUGCACUAAAGAAUAAAAAAGCUAUGUAAGAAAUGCGUGAUUAAUUCUCUUAAAUUAUACUUUUAGGCUAAUGAAAUCGUAAAAAGUGCAAAAAUACUACACACAUUAAAAUAAUCUAUUAAAAAAUAUUUUCAGUUAGCCUUAGAAAAAACUAGCUCUGAAAAAUGCUAGUACACUGGGCGUACAAAUUGCUAGAAAAACGAAUCAUGAGCUUUCCAAAAAGCUAUAAGCCAUCAGAACGAACGCGUUUAAUACUUGUCAAAUUGCCAAUCAAACCGAUUUAGGUCAAAUAAUAAUAAUUUGGUUAAUUGAUAAUUUCAAUAAUCAUUGUGCACUGUAUUUGAAAUUUUGUUCGAAGGAAAACUGAAAACGAAAACAGUUUUAUCUUUUUGAAUAGCUAUCAUUUUAUUGUAUGUUGUGAUUUUUGCAUUGUCUAAGAUUGUAUUAUCUUGAUUUAAGUAUAAACCACGAAAAUAAAUUGAAUCCUCACACGUUUCUUACACUUUCUUUGUUAUUUAGAGUCAAAUGUCCAAUUUCAGAUGAUUAAUAAAAAUGAUAGAAAUCGAUUUUUUUUAAAACUAUUGAUUUUCGACUACACAUAUAUGCAGUGGAAUUUGUUGAAUUUCAGGCCCUAUCACUGGACAGAACACCGUGAAUUAAAUAACCAUAUAUUCUGCUAUUUCCUGUGGUGCAAAUUAACACUGUAGUUAUGUGAUGAUCACAAUGCAUAUUCGUUGUAACCACGUGACUCUUACCCAACCAAACUACUACACACACUAAAUGGUGCUGACAUACCCGUUUAAUCUAUCCCGAGUUUUUUUUGCUAUAUUUUGAGUCUUGAGAAGUCUUUUUAUACAUGACUUUUUUCAACUUUUCUCAUUAAUUUUACUUAUGCGUUUGAUUGCCACAUUUCUUUAAGACAAGAUUUGAUUAUGGUUAGUUGCAAACAACUGCUUGGAAAUUCCUCAAACGUUUACAUCACUGAAUAGUAAAUUGUAAAAUACAGCAAGCCUUUUAACGCAUCUUGACUAUGACUUCUCCUUUGUGGUUGAUUGCAACUGAUCUUGGCCAGCAUAUUUGUGUUUAAGUAACGUGUCACAUAAGAGAACUAUACUAUGUUACCAAAACGAUAAGGAACAAUUACAGUAAUUUUUUGUUUAUUGAAUAAUCAUAUUGGACUGCAAACCAGAACCAUGGAAGUAUCCAUUUUGUUUUGCUGUUAGUUUUCCAGCCCUGUUAUCACGCCAGACAGCAGUUUGCAGCAAGUCAAACUCUCUGUAUCUCUGUUAUUACACGUGCGUCUGAGGUAUUUAUAUUUGACAUAGAUUAAAUUUUUUAUAAUAUUCUAUUUUGAAAGCUCAUUAAUCUCUACGAAAUUCACCAGCAUACAGCUGCCUUUGACAGUAGAUACAAACCGUGUGCGACACAUAAUCAGAGGUAUUUAUUUUUAAGUUAGUGAUAUAUGUCUGACCUUGCUCGAAAAUACUUUCAACCACUCGAUGGAAAUAUUAUUUUUGAUCUGGUUACGCAGAAAACUAUUCCAAAAACCCUUUUUGAACCUGCACAAUGGAUUGAUAUUACGUUUCUAUCAGAACUAGCGUCGUGUCAGAAUUUUUUUAAGGCUCUAUGAUUGUCCUGAACCAGUAGUAUUUGUUCUUGAAGGAUAAUCGAUACUUUAAUUUUCACUUCUUAGAAGGAAUGCUUAAAUAUAUUUCGAUUCUUUUCAUAUUAACUAUUUUAAGAUAAAUUACAUUUGUCAAUGCAGUUAUGCAUAUGUUAACCUUACUGCAACCCAUAUUUUGCUAGGAAGGAUGGAUGGAUGGGUCCUGCGUUAGAAGCUAUUGGCAUAGUUUCUGAGUAUACUUUUGGACAAGGUAUGACGGAGAAAACAUGACCGAGUAUAAAGACGGCAUCUGGAUGUUCGCCAGUAUUGAUUAUUGGACUGCAUGUGAUGCUAUUUGAUCCUUAAUUUCGAUGCGACAACAUUAUUAUAAUAUAGGUAUAUGCUAUCCAUGCAGUAUAUCUGAGGUGGAAAGGGAUCAAUUGGUGGUAGAAGUAAAAAACUACACUGGAUAUUCAGAGCAGGGAGGGACAGACAAAUAAGUUGGAUUUUGUGACCAAAACGCUUGUAAAAACGAGAACUUCAUCCGCUUCGUAUAUAAUAGAUGUGAUUGGCACAGAGAAUUGCUUAAAGUCUUUCUAAGGGUGUAUUUAAUGAAAUAAAAUUUAAACCUAUAAUUUAUAAAAUGAUUUCGCUGGAUAAUCUAACUGAUACUAACCAAAAAUAUACCAGUACUAUGCCAAACAUUAUUAUUACCAGUCACUAACGACGCUACCACUGUAAUAUAUCGAGUCUCGAGUGCAAUCGGCCUCUUUAUAUAGUUGCUUUUUACGGAUAUAACCAAUCAACAUUUUGUACGAACAACGGCUGACGUUAUAUAUUAAAUUGCCUUCAUUCUUAACAUCAUACAAUUUACGGUAGCCCACCUUUUCAUCUGUUGUAAUGUCCUUCAGCAACAGCGAAUUUUCCCUUGAUUUCUCGUAUUUUUUAAAUUCAGCAACUUUUCAUAUGCAAUAAACAAUCCAGCACGAGGAGUUUCCGCAUAAUAAGUUGAUGUCCAACCAGUUUCUGGCUGUGGAUCAUUACUACACUGGCGUUUCUUUCCAGUUAUAGUAUAGAACUUACAGCUUACGCCAUAGAAGAUAUGAAUGGCAUCUGCGAGCGCCAUCUGUAAAGCAGUGAGGCAAUGUCGCAGGGCUUUUAUUUUUUUACACUGAAGCAGUUGCGUAGGCAGAAUCCUAAAUAACGGGCACCGCGACUGCUAAAAGGAACUUGUUAAUCCGAUUUUCGAACCGACUAAGGUUAGUAGAAAAAACAUUUUCAGGCAGAUUGUUCCACAAUCUUGACACGCUAGAAACAAAGAAGUGGUCAAUGUACGUCAUACAAAUUCAGCGAGUGUUAUAUUGCAGUCUGACAUUUACAUUUGCUUUUACGUAAUAAGGAUGUACGUCACAAGACAAAUCGCUGUUAAAGCGUUUCCUAAAAGAAACGAUCUGAAAACGGUUUUGGAAUAUUUUGUGACAUAACCAGAUCUGUGCAGUCCUUAUGCAGUUAUUUUUUUUGAUAUACUCUACACAAAUUUCUUAUAAAAAAUGUUUAGACCUAUUUAACCAAUACAGAAUACUAUAGUUCAAGAUCUCGAUCCUAAGAAUCACCAGGAUUACUUCUUCAACGAUAAGAGUUAUUUACAAAAACGAAUAUUUUGAGGAAAAAAAGAACAAUGACAUUGGUAUUUAUCAAUUUGGAGGUUAUGAUUGUCAAACCAUUGUACGGCCUUUUUCACGAGCAUCCAUUAGGGUAAAAUGACAGCUAGUUAUCUAGUAAUAUUUCGAAAUUCCCAAUAUCUCCAAAGAACACAUCAUUCUGACGGAUCCGUCAAUGCCAGGUAGACAGAGCCAUAUUUUGUUUUGUUUUUCUGUACACUACAGAUUCAUUUUGUACUUGCUAAAAGCUCUUUUAUUUAGAAAAGUUCAUUUGCAUACAAAAAAAACGUUACAAACAAGUUUUACUAGAUUUACACCCGAUUCAUUAUUGCCUACCUUGCCGACUAACACAAAAGAGUCACUUGCUGAUCAGCUGUUAAUCUCAGUAAACGCCAAAGCGCGAUGGAUACUCAUGGAAUAGGGUCUAAAUGCCAUUUACGUUUCCGUCUAUUAUGCCAGGGGGCCAAUUGAAAUGAGAGAGUGGAAUAACUGAUAGAAAGUGGGCGUAGCUGUAUUACCUUCCGACGAACUGUUUUAACACUGAUAGUCUAGGUUCUAGGAUUAGCCACUAGGGUCAGGUGUGCUGUUAAAUGUCCACUCAGUUUCAAUGCGAGGUAUUAUAUAUACUCGUAUACAUACAAAACAUUAGAUCAUGCAACACAGAUCGUGGUUGUUUGGCCACUAUUUAAAAAUGACCACCAAGUUGCAAAACAAUUAUCCCACACAUCUUCGUAGCCAGUAAGCUGAAUUUAAUUUUCUAAAGCAACCAUUUUGCUUGUUUUUCAAGAACAAACAUACAUGGUGUGUCCGGAAAGUAAUGAGCUUCAUUUAUUUGUGACGCAGCUUGGCAACGUAGUGCAAUGCGACCAGUUGGGAUGGGUGGGGGGAACCUUCAGCUUUACAGUCGUACCGUACACUUGCCAGUUACCUCCGACCUCUUGGAGAGUGUGUACGCUGAUUUUUGUUAGCCCUUGUUUUGCGACAUCGUCGAAGUUACGAUGGAAAAAACUUUAGAGCAAAGAUACGCGAUAAAGUUUUGUGUGAAACUAAACAAAACACCGAAGGAGACAUUGGAUUUGCUUCAAACAGCGUUUGGGGAUGCCUGCCUGUCAUAUUCACAAAUAAAAAAGUGGCACAAGUCGUUCCGGGAAGGGCGAGAGGAGGUCGAUGACGAAAUGCGUUCAGGACGUCCAUCGACAUCACGAACAGAUGACAAUGUGACCCGUGUGCGAGAAAUUCUCAGCACAGACCGUCGACUGAGUGUCCGCUUGAUUGCUGACCUUUUGCACUUGCCAAAGACCACAGUUCACGAAAUUGUGUCGGAAGACUUAGCCAUGUGCAAAAUUUGUGCAAAACUUGUGCCCAGAGUUUUGACCGACGUUCAAAAACUCCAUCGUGUCGCUGUGUG